UUCCUAAUCUCAUUUUACCAUUUUCCCCUAAAAACCUUAGCUAACUUUUCUUCUCUCUCUUUCUCUCUCCUUCACUCUGAGCUCAAGAAGAUAUCUCCGGAAAAAAGCUUCACACCAAAAAUGGCUCACUCGUUUAUGGCGUUACAACCUUCUUCUACAACAACUCCAAGACUCAACACUUCCAUCUUCGACCUCCACUCUUCUUCUCGCUCCUUUGACUCUCAUUUUCUCUCUCUUCCUUUCAAGCCUCUUUCCUCCAGGGUUUUGAAAUCGAGUAAUUCUACCGAGAAAUUUCGUCGAAGUUCUAGUGUUAAGGCGUUGUAUUCUGAUGGAUUUGGAACUCCUCGACGAAAUGAACGCUCUGGAAUUUGGUCCGUUAGAGAUGAUCUGUUGGUCCCGUCUUCGCCGUAUAUUCCUGCUUAUGCUGGUCAAGGACCGCCUCCUAUGGUACAAGAGAGGUUUCAGAGUGUGAUUACUCAGUUAUUUCAAUAUAGAAUUAUUCGGUGUGGUGGCGCGGUUGAUGAUGAUAUGGCUAAUGUAAUUGUUGCUCAACUUCUAUACCUCGAUGCCGUUGAUCCUACCAAGGAUAUUGUCAUGUACGUGAAUUCCCCUGGAGGAUCAGUUACAGCUGGAAUGGCUAUAUUUGACACGAUGAGGCACAUCAGACCUGAUGUCUCCACUGUAUGUGUUGGACUUGCAGCAAGUAUGGGAGCAUUCCUUCUAAGUGCGGGCACCAAAGGAAAAAGGUAUAGCUUGCCUAAUUCAAGGAUUAUGAUCCAUCAGCCUCUCGGUGGUGCACAGGGUGGUCAAACUGACAUAGAUAUCCAGGCAAAUGAAAUGCUGCACCACAAGGCAAAUCUCAAUGGUUAUCUGGCCUACCACACUGGUCAAAGCUUGGCAAAGAUCAAUCAAGACACUGACCGUGAUUUCUUUAUGAGUGCCAAAGAAGCCAAAGAAUAUGGGCUCAUCGAUGGUGUCAUUAUGAACCCUUUAAAAGCACUACAGCCACUAGCUGCUGCAACUGCUGAUCAGGCAUCGUGAUAGCAGCGGGUCAAUUGUCGUCGUGUUAGUCUUAGAAGAUACUGCAGUGGAGUCCGUUCUCACUGCAGGCACACACUCUCAUAGUAUGAAUUUUGAAUAUAUGACAAGGAAUUAAGUACUAGAUGACUUGUUUGGUUGAUGGAAGGGAAUUCGGUCUUGAGACUUGAAAGAUUAAUCUACUGUGCACCUAUGAUGUGAUAUGAAAGAUUGAAUUGUAGGUCAUUCUUGUAAUUUGGUCAAAAUCAUACCUUGUUUGUAAUCCUGUUGCAAUCAGAAAAUGGAAGAUUAUUAGAAAUUUCUUGCAUAAUAUUUGAACUAUUAUUUGACAA
This is a messenger RNA of Chenopodium quinoa (quinoa), 1370 nucleotides long. Its product is annotated as ATP-dependent Clp protease proteolytic subunit 5, chloroplastic-like. Gene Ontology annotation, cellular component: endopeptidase Clp complex. Bases 121 to 1041 code for a protein of 306 amino acids. NCBI's taxonomy places the organism in Eukaryota, Viridiplantae, Streptophyta, Magnoliopsida, Caryophyllales, Amaranthaceae. The record is from RefSeq and is a predicted model, not a curated record. Gene Ontology annotation, biological process: protein quality control for misfolded or incompletely synthesized proteins. The transcript has 9 exons. Gene Ontology annotation, molecular function: serine-type endopeptidase activity; ATP-dependent peptidase activity; ATPase binding.